Molecule: messenger RNA, 1750 nt
Organism: Dermacentor andersoni
Lineage: Eukaryota; Metazoa; Arthropoda; Arachnida; Ixodida; Ixodidae
Product: calcitonin gene-related peptide type 1 receptor-like
Biological process (GO): adenylate cyclase-modulating G protein-coupled receptor signaling pathway; cell surface receptor signaling pathway
Cellular component (GO): plasma membrane
Molecular function (GO): calcitonin receptor activity
Source: RefSeq, a predicted model, not a curated record
UGAGCAAAAUGACUACAACCAAGCGCAUACGCCUCACAUUGCUGGCCUGUGUGUGCAUGCUGCCCCGGUGUCACUCUGGCACGACGCAUAGCCCUCGCACGGAGAAGGUAUUUGCCAAGCUGAGAGCACUCUACGAUUGCACCAAGUUGGCACUUUUUGAAGCCGGUCACAAUGACACUGGAGCCAGGUGCAACCGGACGUUCGAUGGUUGGCACUGCUGGCCGCCGGCACAAGCGGGAGCCACAGCCUGGGCGCCGUGUCCGGACUUCCUUCCUGGAAAAGUGAAUUUUUCUGCGGCAGCGAAGUAUGACUGCCACUUCAAUGGUUCAUGGGUUGGCAACGCUGCUGACUACACAUCCUGCACCGACUCACCCACUGAAGCAUCCGAAGUGAUGCUCUUGCAGCGCAUUGCCGAAGAUUUAGGCGACGACAUGCCUUGGGAACGCAACCUGCACAGCGGUGAGGACGGGAUCGUAGAAGAGAAGAUCGGAAGCUUCAAGGACUGCCUCGAGAAUGUCCUCCUAAAACCGCUUCCUCAUUCAGUUUUCAACGAGUCCAUCUGUCCCAGGACGUGGGACGGCUGGAGCUGCUGGAACGACACGCUUCCUGGUAACACAGCGUACGCACCUUGCCCUCAAUUCGUGGCCGGAUUUGUACCGUACAGACAGGCGCACAAGGCGUGCACUUCUAACGGAACUUGGUUUCGUCAUCCCGUCACUGGCCAGGUCUGGUCCAACUACACGGCUUGCGUCGACACCCACGAUCUGCAGAACGGCAACUUGGUGAACUCGCUGUACGUCGUUGGAUAUGCAAUAUCAUUGGUGGCUCUGUCUUUGUCACUCAUCAUAUUUUUUUAUUUCAGUUCACUUCGUUGCAGGCGAAUAACUAUCCAUAAAAACUUGUUCACGUCGUUCAUUGUCAGCAACUUCUGCUGGGUACUUUGGUACAUUCAAGUCGUCGCAGGAGCACAUGUAAUCGAACUGAACCCGAACUGGUGCCAGGCCCUGCACGUGAUGACACAAUACUUCCUGCUCUGCAACUACUUGUGGAUGUUCUGCGAGGGUCUGUACCUGCACACGCUGUUGGUACUUGCGUUCGUCGACGAAGACAAAGCCAUCAAGUGGUUCGUGCUCAUAGGCUGGGGUUUUCCCUUACUUCCAACUAUCGCCUACGCAGUUGCACGUGGCUCAGAUUCAGACGCAUCGAGAAUGUGCUGGGUGGAGCAUGACGUGUGGUACACUUACAUACUAAGUGUCCCUGUGUGCUUUUCAAUGCUGCUCAGCUUUGCCUUCCUCGUGAACAUCCUGAGGGUUUUGGUAUCAAAACUAAGAGCUGUCAAUUCUCGGGACCGGGAGAGUGCUAGGAAAGCUGUGCGGGCCACGCUGAUUCUCCUGCCCCUCCUCGGCCUUCACUACGUUGUGACGCCAUUCCGCCCGGAGAAGGAUCGCAUCUGCCUCACGUACGAGAUCUUCUCGGCCCUCGUCACAUCUCUGCAAGGUCUUUGUGUCGCACUCCUGUAUUGCUUCUUUAAUGAAGAGGUUCUUGCAACUCUUCGCAAAGCGCUGUCGCAGACUCCAUGUGCCAGAAAGGAAUGGCGUCGUAUGUCCUUCGCCAACUCAACCAUCACUUUCCUGUCAAGAAGAGCGUCCGACGGCAAAGGCUUAUCGCCAGCACCUGGAAACUUUCAACAGUCCCUGCUGUGAAAGAAAUUAAAGGUGGAAAAAUAUACAGCUCAAUACUCGUUGUUAUC